Aplysia californica (California sea hare) is the source of this 3922-nucleotide messenger RNA. Its product is annotated as neuronal acetylcholine receptor subunit alpha-7. Gene Ontology annotation, molecular function: transmembrane signaling receptor activity; acetylcholine-gated monoatomic cation-selective channel activity. Gene Ontology annotation, biological process: nervous system process; chemical synaptic transmission; signal transduction. Lineage: Eukaryota; Metazoa; Mollusca; Gastropoda; Aplysiida; Aplysiidae. The record is from RefSeq and is a predicted model, not a curated record. The transcript is spliced from 12 exons. The coding region runs from base 788 to 2248 and encodes 486 amino acids. Gene Ontology annotation, cellular component: synapse; postsynaptic membrane; neuron projection.
CCACAAUCCUGGUGUCUGGGCACGGCAGAAUUCUCUCCCCUUGGUCGCCUGCACGCCCAGCUGCUCUCGGUCAGCGCGUGCUAGCUGGACCAUACAACACUCUGUGAUGCACCAGCGACCAUGUCUACUAAUGAACGCACUAGCGUUUCCUAAUGAACGCAUUUAAGUGUUUUUCCAUCGAAUGCAGCAUCAAUUUCUUAUGAAUCCAUCAGCAUUUUGUAAAGCACGCAACACCGAUUUCCAAUGAACACAUAAAUACGAAUUUUGAUUAGAUAAGUCUGUUUAGCGCUUCUUUGACUAUGGCGAUAAAAGUUAAAAGUGACGUAACAAAAAAACUUCUAGUCUUGGAGCGUGCUCUGUUAUACAAAAGCUUGGUAAGUCUCGAAGACUUGGAGAUUUUGAAAGUGUGAUUACCAGUGAACUUUCAGGGAUAUUAUAUUCUUUUUUUCAGACUUAAAUUCAUGCUAUUCCAGAGUCUAGAUCUAGUAAAGAAACAUUGUGACGAGUGAUUUCCAAGGGAUGCUGAGGGUGCACCUAUAUUUGUGACCACAGGCUGGUUCUUCCAGCUGACGAAUGGAUCCAGGCUGCUCCUUUCUCUCUCCUCUGGUCCCCCCUUUUUUGUAUGAGUAAAGAAAGCACAUCGAUACCAUAACGACCGUUUAGUGGAGGGGACUGCCAGACAGAAACAACAUGGGGAUAGAGAAGAAGUAGAACCUUCCAAAGGCACGCACCAACCACCCUUGUUUGCCUUCAUAACUCGACUCCCGGUAGCUCCGGAUGACGUCACAUGGAGGCCCGACUCUACUUCCUCUCUCUGCUGACCUUUCUGCUCAGCCUGGCCAAAGAAAGCCAACAGGGCCAGCACGAGCGUCGUCUACUCAAGCAUCUGUUCCAGGACAGCGGAUACAACAAGUAUGAAAGACCGGCUGAAGACGAGUCCAACCCUGUCGACGUCAAGUUUGGGAUUAUUCUCCAGCAAAUAAUUGACGUGGACGAGAAGAACCAGAUUAUUCAUACUAACAUCUGGCUUCAGAUGACUUGGCAUGCCUACAACCUAAAGUGGAAUGCUGAGGAUUUUGGUAACGUUUCUACCCUCAUUGUGCCAAGGUCUCUGGUUUGGGUCCCAGACAUUCUCAUGUACAACAGCGCCAGCGAAGAUUUCGACGAGACGUACCCAACAAACGUCGUCCUCAGCAGCGACGGUUCCAACCUCUGGGUCCCGCCUGGGAUGUUCAAAAGCACGUGCGCCAUCGACAUCACGUGGUUCCCGUUUGAUGACCAGCUCUGUGACCUCAAGUUUGGUUCCUGGACUUACGUAGGGGGCCUGCUGAACCUGACUGAGGACAGCUCUGAAGGCGGGGACCUCAGCAGUUUCAUACGGAACGGGGAGUGGAUGCUAAUUGGUUUACCUGUGGAAAGACACGUUCUCCAGUACGACUGCUGCCCAGAGGUUUACAUAGAUUUGACCUACACCAUCCACAUCCGUCGGCGAACCCUUUACUACGGUUUCAACAUUAUCAUCCCGUGUGUCCUCAUCUCCUCCCUUACUCUCCUGCUCUUUAUUCUGCCACCCGAUGCAGGAGAGAAAAUUUCAUUGGGUGUGACCAUCCUCCUAUCCCUCAUGGUAUUUCUGCUGCUGGUGGCGGAGACGAUGCCCCCGACCUCAGACGCCGUGCCGCUCAUCGGUAUCUACUUUGCGUGCAUCAUGAUGAUGUGUUCCCUGUCUAUUGUAUUCACCGUGGUCGUCCUGAACUUUCACUACCGCUCGCCUGAUACACACACCAUGCCUCGAUGGGUGAAACGCGUUCUCUGUGGCUGGCUGGCCUGGCUGUUGAGGAUGGAGCGUCCUGGAGGCAGCACCACACGGAGGUCACUGACACAGAGGGCACAGGUCAAGGACUACAAGCUGGGGCCCCUGGAGGAGAAGUCCCGGAGUCUGAUGGCCAACGUACUGGACAUGGACGAUGACCCUCGCAUGGCCAACGGCAGUACCACGGGCUUUCUUAUGAAGAUGGAGGAGAGCAUGGGAAUGAACUCGUCUUCAGUACGUCACGACAUCACGAGCAUCUUGCGGGAACUAAAGAAGAUCACCAGCAGAUACCGGAAGGAGGACGAGGAGAGUGACGUCAAGAACGAUUGGAAGUUUGCCGCCAUGGUGAUGGACAGAUUGUGUCUGGUCGUCUGCUGCGUGUUCACACUGGGCUCGACCGUCGCCAUCUUGGCUUCAGCGCCACAUCUUCUUGCAUAACCACUCUGUGGAUAUUGGACUGCCCCUCAGAGGCUAGCGAGGAAGGUGUGGCUUUUUCAACCAUGAGUUCAGUGCUAGCGUGUUUAGGUUUUUGGGAGGGGUGGGAGGGUAAACAUUUUACACCAUAUCAGACUCUUUAAAGUCGCCUCGAAAACGGAGGGUCCCUCAAUGAUGUACACGAUUUGAGAGCAUUGUUUUUCUUGUCAAAACUCUCGGUCGCCGGAUCAGCAAGAAAGAAGGCCGGACAGAAGAGACAAACUAAACAUGCCACUAUUUCAUCUGAGAGGUUGUGAUGUAUGAAUGGCCUCUCGUCAGUGAGGGGAGAGAAAAGGAGGAGGCAGGUAUUUUUGUCGAUUGUGUCCUUUGUUAUCAGUUAUUAAAGUGGACAAUUCCUCCUUCCUCAGCUUUUGUAAAAGAAUGGGUCCCUUUUUGGGGGAAAAAAAGGGGGGGGGGGGUAUGGUGGCUUUGAUGAUAAUCGUAAUCUUAAAAGAAAGGUCUUACUUCUUUCUUUUCCAUACCACCGUGUAAAGAAUGUACUGGGGAUUGGUAUAUUGAGGGUUAAUAUACACUGUUUAUUAUUUGCGAAGUUUCUUCGUACUUAAGGGAUCAGGACAGGAUAAUAUAGUGAAUAAAGGGCAACUUGUUAUCAGUGUAAGUCAUAUAGCACUAUUUCUGUUUCGUCCUUCCACUCUUUGAUUGUUCCUACGAAGCACUUAUCUUUCAAUCCUCUUACAUCAGUCUGACGCUGCCAGCGUUUAGUAGCUCUAGAACCUACCAAGUUUUCACUUACUCUGAUUAAUACGAUCUGCGUCGUUCUCUCUUCCAUAUUAACUUAAUCGAAAACUGUCCACGCUCUCCGGGUAGUGUUGACCUUCCAUGCGACGUUACUGAACUAAAAACAUCAAGUUUACAGCUGUACAAUGUCAUUGUACUUUAAGGGCUCUUUUAUUGCAAAAGGUGGAGUAGGCCGAGAAUCAUUUCGGAACGGGUCAUAAGGGCGAGCGAAGAGCUCAUAUUAUCUAACAAUUCAAAGAAGGCUCCCGGGUUGCUGUAGCAGUGAACCAGACAUAAUUUUAUUCGAAACAGCUUCGAUUGUUUUUUGUAAAUAUUCUAUUAUCAUAAUUCUAGUUAAAAAUUCGUGGUAAUUCUGGUUAAAACUUUGUUGAAAUUCUGUACACUUGUCCCAUUUACAUGUAUGGGUGCAAUAUUUUCUUGGACAUGACAUUAGGCAUUUCAACUAGCUUGAUUUCUUUCUUCUCUGAAUUUGCCUUCAGUCCUUUUUCCUUUCGAAGUUCCAAAAAAAAAACUUUCCCUUUUUUUGGAGUGCUGUAAUCUUUUUUCCGCAGCUCAGUCUGGAACUUAACAUGUGGUAGGCGUUCAAUGAAUAUCCAAACAGAGGGAUAAAAUCACCAUGAACGCUUCACAACCGUUUGAUAUUCUGACACAGACAUUCCAGCUCAAUAUGACUGGUGGGAAAGAGCUGUGAGCUUCAUAUGAUAAUGGAGCAUGACCCAAAACAUUUGGAUCGUAUAGACUCCUAAACUGCAAAACAGACAAUUGUGAAGUUUCUAUGCAGAUGUAAACUUAGGCGAGAAUUUGCAUGGGAUAGUUAUUUUUUUUUAAACCUGCCGUUUUGUUGCAAAUAACCAAAAACUAAAAAAUUAUUAAUUCAAA